GCAGGAGUCCAGUAAAGACUGUCACAGGGGACCAGACGCCUUCAAACCAGCUCUCAUACAGGACUGCAGCAGGACUUUAAACAUAAAUUUGUUCAGGAUGAACAGAAAUCUACAGGAGGAAAUUGAGGAAAUCGAGGAAAAAGCAGCAGCUAACUACGUCAAUGUACCAGCAUGCACUGUGGAGAAAGUACAUUCCAGACAAGAGGUUUCGCUGCUUCUCUCAGUAUUUUCUACCAAUAGCAGUGUGUUGGCUGAUACUGUUGGUCAUCAUGGGCCUCCGUAUCUACUUUGCUACAUUAAGUCAUGAGAGUGAUGUAAGUGAGCUGAUGUCUGCCAAUCGCAACCUGACAAACCUCAACGACAAACUCAGUGUCUUAGAAAACCAGAUCACAGACCUGACUGCAGUAAAACAGGAGCUGGAGACGGAGAGGAACAACUUAACAGGACAAAUACAAAACAUGGAAACAAACUGGAACACACUCAACAUCACUCAAACUCAGUGGUGCAUUAAUGAAUACGGCCCAAACGUAAAUAACGUUUCAGAGAGACGGUGUAGAGAAUGUCAGAAGGACUGGGAACUCUUCCAGUCCAGCUGCUAUCUGAUUAAUGAUCCUCCUGAUCGGAAAACCAGGGAAGAUGCUCAAGACGACUGCAGAGCAGAGCACACAUUCCUAAACACUUUGAAUCAUAAAUCUAUCAGCCUUGAUCUAAACAUCAUGUUCUUCCCUCAGCUUCUGGAUACCAACACCACCACCACCUCCUACUGAUGGUCAGUGUGUAUUUUCUGACAAGUUCAGAUGGAGAUCAGAGAGCUGUACUGAGAGAAGUUGAUGGAUUUGCUAAAAGAAGGCUUUAUCUGUUUAAACACUGCAGUCAGACUUGAGAAGUUUACUGGAUACUCUACAUGAUAAUAUCAACUGGCUUAUAAAUAAACCAUGAAGACUUCUACUUCACAAUUUAAGUCUUUUUCAGAAAUGUAUAGGUUUUUAAUUUUUAAUUUAGAAUAGAUGGUUUCUUUGUUACAAGAAUAUUCCUAAAAAAUACACAUAAUGAAUGGAGUAAUCUAUUUCUUACAGAUAACCAACCUAAACAUUUGUGCAUUGUAACAUUUGUUCUCUAUCCACACCUGAGCCCUAUACGCACGGCUCUAUUUCGCACCAUUUGCAAUUUUUUUUUUCAUACUACUGAACAAUAGUCAAGAUUAGACAAUAUUAGAGCUUUAACUACUACUUUGGUUGAGCUUUGUGACAAAUAUGGUGCAUAGCUUUUAACAACAAAAAUACCACUUCCCAUCUUAACAACCAUAUUAUUUAUAUGCUUUGUCUAUGAUCAUUUACUAUCUAAAAUAACUCCUAGAAGUUUGGUCUCAUGGACCAGUUCAACAGAUACAUCAUGUAUACAAAGCUUCAAAUCAAGUUGAUUAUGUGUGUGUGAGUGUGUGUUUGUGUGUGUGUGUGUGUGUGUGUGAAAAUAUAUUGAAUAGGUGAGAAUAGAUUUUGGAUAAUAAUGGUAGGCUACUGCAAGAAUCCUUUGUUAGAGAUGUGAUGUUUAUAAUUUGUAUAUCAGCAGAUUGAUGAGAGGGACAGACAGACUGCUCAGCUUCCUGUUUCCUGUGUGACAGGUUAUAUUGUUGCUACUUAUGAACCAAAAUGGAGGCACAGCAUCACUUGUUUUUCUACAGCUUUUAAUGUAAAGCAUAUUAUUAUUUAGAGUGUUUUAUCUAUCCAGAAGCAAAGUCCUGUUUCAUUACAUUGAAUUAAACGCUGUAACACAUU
Messenger RNA from Perca fluviatilis (European perch), 1775 nucleotides. RefSeq names its product C-type lectin domain family 12 member B-like. Bases 162 to 767 code for a protein of 201 amino acids. The transcript is spliced from 5 exons. Lineage: Eukaryota; Metazoa; Chordata; Actinopteri; Perciformes; Percidae. The record is from RefSeq and is a predicted model, not a curated record.